Messenger RNA from Phytomonas sp. Hart1, 1321 nucleotides. The record is from the annotation of a GenBank genome assembly. Lineage: Eukaryota; Euglenozoa; Kinetoplastea; Trypanosomatida; Trypanosomatidae.
UAUCAUAUCCCUAAUAUUCGUUACAUUCAUACCCGCUUACUUAUUUCCAGCACCAUAAAUCUAGAAGUUAGUUCCCAAGUAAUUGAUCCAAACACCUACCCUACUACAAACAGUCGCACCUCUUCUUCCCCUGUCACUGCACCUUUCAUAUUCUACAAUCAUAAUGCGCACCCAAACCACAUGGAUGGCGCUUUUCUGCGCGAUGCUCUUACUGAUGAAGCUAGCGCACGCGGAUAACCUUGCGCUGAACGUUGAUGUCUCCCCUCUCUCUGACGAUAUAAUGAAACCAGCAGCGCCAAAUAUGUUGGCAUUACCACUGGGCACGGUUCUGGGUGACAACCCUGCUUGCACUGUCCCUAAUUGCGAUGCAUGCAACCCAACAGAUGCUAACAAGUGUACAAACUGCCAUAUCGGGUACACUGUCAUAAAGGACGGAUGUGGACCAUGUACUCAUAAGCACUGCAAAACAUGCAGCACUCAUACUAAUAAGUGCACAAGCUGCGCUUUCGGAUACGGUUUGAAAGAUGGCGCAUGUGUACGAUGUACUGUCAAAUACUGUGACAUAUGCAGCACUGAUGCUAACAUGUGUACAAGCUGCUAUCCCGGACUCGGUGUAAAAGAUGGCGCAUGUGUACGAUGUGAAGACAAAUAUUGCAAAACAUGCAAUACCGAUGCUAACAAGUGUACAAAAUGCUCUGCAGAAUACGGUGUGAAAGAUGGCAUUUGUGCACCAUGUACUGACAAGGCGUGUUUUAUAUGCGGCACAGAUUUUACCAAAUGUUCAAUUUGCAAUACCGGGUAUACUCUGAAAGAUGGCGCAUGUGCACCAUGUACUGAUAUAUACUGUUUCCUUUCCAGCAUCAAUGCUAUCAACUGUUCGAUCUUUAUUGCCGGAUACGGUUUGAAAGAUGGCGCAUGUCCACCAUGUACUGAUAAAAACUGUUUUUUUUGCACCCACGAUGCUAACAAGUGUACGAUCUGCUAUGCCGGAUACGGUUUGAAAGAGGGCGCAUGUGUACGAUGUACUGAUAAAAAGUGUUUCUUAUGUAGGACCGAUCCUAACAAGUGUACGACCUGUAUUGACAGAUACGGUGUGAAAGAUGACACAUGUGUACCAUGUACUGACUAUAUGUGCGAAACAUGCAGCACCGAUGCUAACAAGUGUACAAAAUGCUAUGCAGGAUACGGUGUGAAACUUGGCACAUGUGUACCAUGUACUGACAACAACUGUGCCUUUUGCAGCACCGAUGCUAACAAGUGUAUAUACUGCAGUCUCGGGUUUGUACUGAGUACUCAAGGCAAAGGUUGCGUAAAAUCCUAA